CUGGCCAGGCAGACCAAAAACAAGGCACCUGGGAGGACUUGAAUCCCCGACGCCAUUUUCCUGGUGUCUUUCGAUUAACGCACACCGAGCGCACGUGAUCUUUCUCUAAGCAUUAUCAAUCCAACGUGGACAUAAUGGGAAAGCUAAAGGCCCACGAGCUGAGAGGCAAGAGCAAGGAUGAUCUCCUGAAGCAACUGGAUGAGCUUAAGACAGAACUGUCUCAACUCAGGGUGCACAAAGUGACUGGGGGAACAGCUUCAAAGCUCUCCAAAAUCAAGGUGGUCCGCAAGUCAAUUGCUCGUGUGCUCACAGUCAUCACUCAUAACCAACGUGAUAAUUUGAGGAAACUCUAUCGUAAGAAGAAGUACAAGCCAUUGGACCUUCGUCCCAAGAAGACCAGAGCUAUAAGAAAAGCCCUCACCAAGUACGAGGCCAGUCGAAAGACGUUGCGACAGAAGAAGAGGGACAUGUACAAUCCAGUCCGUGUGUAUGCUGUGAAGCAGUAGUGCAUGUAUUAGGUUGUUAUUAUUAUGACUGUUCUUUGUAAAUAUCAAUUUUAUGGUCAAUGGCAAUGAGAAUAAUUAUGAUGA
Molecule: messenger RNA, 590 nt
Organism: Halichondria panicea
Lineage: Eukaryota; Metazoa; Porifera; Demospongiae; Suberitida; Halichondriidae
Product: large ribosomal subunit protein uL29-like
Exons: 3
Coding region: 135-506 (123 amino acids)
Biological process (GO): maturation of LSU-rRNA from tricistronic rRNA transcript (SSU-rRNA, 5.8S rRNA, LSU-rRNA); translation
Cellular component (GO): ribosome; cytosolic large ribosomal subunit
Molecular function (GO): structural constituent of ribosome; mRNA binding
Source: RefSeq, a predicted model, not a curated record